This is a messenger RNA of Amoebophrya sp. A120, 2506 nucleotides long. The record is from the annotation of a GenBank genome assembly. Lineage: Eukaryota; Dinophyceae; Syndiniales; Amoebophryaceae.
AGGCCACGAGGAGCAUGACAGUGUAAGUAGUACUGCGCGGCUAAAAUUUGAAAAGCAGUGCAAGGCAGGACAAGUAAGUUGAAGUUUAGAAAGAGCACACUGAAUGCAAAAGUAGAAGAGAAAGAUAAAUUUAGAAGAUUCGUACAACACAAGACUUCCGCUAUGAAUAUGAAGUUUUAUUUUAACCAGCACUUUCGCCACUAAUUGUUACCCUGUUCUUGUUGAGUUGCACCAGCUACUCGCGCGUACUUGUGCUUCCUCGUAACGGUACAUGUAUACGGCGUCCAAACAAAAAGAAUGUCCAAGUCGCCCAUGCAAAUGACCGCAAAAGAAGGCGGCGCAAUGGGUGCCGGUUUCAUCGCGAUCGCACUUGUGUACCUGGUUUCCAGUAGUACCUUCCUUCCGACCUUUUCUUACAUGAAGCACGAGCUGAAGUUUCGACACCAGGCCCUCCUGAUUACCUGUUUCUUCUUGUUUCAAGCGAUCUGCCUGCCGGUCGGGUUGGCCAUAAAAUUCGUUUCAUGGGGGUGGGCCAGGUGCAAAGGGACGAAGCGGGAUGCCGCACAGAAGAGUGGAGAACACACGGGAGACAGAUCAUAUGAUUCGACUGAUGAGGAAGAUCAACAUGUCGGACCGGAACAGAAUGAUUGCGCAAAAGAGAAAAGUCAGAGCCGUCGCGGCGCCAUCCAUCGUCGUGAAGAGAUGAAGUCAUCUGGGGAUCUUGGUGAAGAUGACCCAGGAUUUGCAGACUUGGAGGACCCGAGCACAGCGACUGGAGUUGGGAAAGGAGAAGAAGAUGCGCUCGUGAUAGCAAAAACGCAGGAGCGGUAUCAAGCGCGACUAGCUCUAGGUUUUGGAAACGCAUCAUAUGGUAACACCGUAGACGACGAAGAGGCGGAGCGCCAGCAGCUUUUGCGGGAUGAGGAGAAAAUCCCUGACGCCAAGGUGGAAGCUGAAUAUCCGGUGAAAGCGACGGCGUACCUGAUUGUAGUCGGCAUAAUGGAAGUAGUGAAUAAGGUGUGUCAAGCCUACGCGACGGACCACUUGGGGUCCAGCUACGUGAUGCUGUUGGCAGCAACCAAGCUCAUCUUCGUCGCUUUGCAACGUGCUGCGAUGCUGAAGGAGCCUUGGCCACUAAAGAUUCAGCUGCUUGGCAUGGGCAUCGUCUUGAUCGGGUGCGCAAUGAGCGAAACAAGCGUCAUCCUAGACAACCACUUCUUCCCAGAAGACCAGCCGCAACUACAGGAUCCACACAGAGCGGUCGCUGGGCAAGUGAACAUCCGGCCGGUGACGCAGCGGGUGCGUAACAGUGGGAACGAGGUUGGGGCAAGCGCGGGUGAGAAUACUAAUCAUCUGCAGCAGCAACCACCAGCAGCCCAGAACGAUCCGAAUCCUGUGCCGGCUCGUCGUGUAAAGAGUUUCGGAAUCGGCAUCGCGCUGGCGCUUGCUGCUCCGCUGGCGAGCUCGUUCGGCUUUGUGUUUCAGGAGUUGGCCGGGAGGGUGUCGCCGACCUACUCUUCGUUUCUGGGAACCGGCGUCCAGGGCAUGACGUCAUUUGCCCUCGCAGUAGGUGUCUACGCGGUUCUGAUCCUGAAAAAGAAACAGCCGUCGUUUCCUUCUGCGCUGGAAGACAUCGGACAAUCGACAAUGAUGCAGGUCCUACUCGUGGUAUUUUUCGUCCUCGUCCUCACGGGGGCGGUGACCGGACUCGUGGUGAGCAGAAAAAACGCGACAAUCCGGGUACUGCUCGAGAACGUGCGACCUGUCCUAGUGUACUUUGUCGAGCCGCUCAUCCUAGUGUCUGACAACCUCGGGCGGACGCGGUUCUGUGCGGAUAGGUUCGAGGCCUGGAUCUCGCCGACGGGGCACGUGCUAAUCAUUUUCGGCGUACUAGCAUUCUUCCAGUGGUGGCCAUUUCACGGGAGAAACGGAAAAGGAAGUGCGAAUGGGAUAGAAUCAGAUGCAGAAAAGGACGCGGAAGAGGAUACUGAGCCACUGAGUCAUUCGCUGGUGGCACAGAAAAGUCGAAGACAAGAUAUGCUUGGAGGCAGCUGAGGAGAGUCUCAGUUUGCACUAUCACCAGACGCUCACCGGAAGCGAAGGUAGUAGCAGAAGAGCGUCGAUCAGAUUGCGCUAGACCUGAUCCCCUGAUUCCGAAUACCUGUUCGGCUGGGCGCGUUCCGUGGGCUUGGGACCUCCUUCACGACAGGCUCUUCAUACGCCGUGCAAAGCAUGCGCUCCACCGAAAAUUCUUCCGCCCUUUCCACAUAAAAUCGCAAAUCCCACGCUUUUUGCCUCAAUGAUUGGUUCUCUAAUCCUAAGGAUGCUUUCGAAGCAGCGACAUUUUUUUGCCUACGAGGAUAGAUUGCCGUUUUUGGGACAGAGGCACAAUUUUCAAGGAUAUUUGGAUGCGACGGGGUUUGUAGAUGUUCAUUUCAUAGGUCUUAUCAUCCGCCAACCGUCAUGAGUACUCAUGUGCCGCGUCAAGCCUGCUAUUUCUUUUCGC